GAUCAUGCUGGCCAUCAUCACCAAGAUGACGCUCACCCAGGUGUCCACCUGGUUUGCCAACGCGCGCCGGCGCCUGAAGAAGGAGAACAAGAUGACGUGGACUCCUCGGAACCGAAGCGAGGACGAGGAAGAAGAGGAGAACAUUGACCUGGAGAAGAACGACGAGGACGAGCCCCAGAAGCCCGAGGACAAGGGCGACCCCGAGGGUCCUGAAGCAGGAGGAGCAGAGCAGAAGGCUGCGGGUUGCGAGCGGCUGCAGGGGCCGCCGACUCCGGCCGGUAAGGAGACGGAAGGCAGUCUCAGCGACUCGGAUUUUAAGGAGCCGCCCUCGGACGGCCGCCACGACGCGCAGCCGGGGCCCCCCCACGCCGGGGGACCCUCUCCAGCUGGGCCAGUGGCAGCGCGGCUGGCCGAGGACCCGGUCCCUCACUACCCCGCGGGCGCGCCGGCGCCCAGCCCGCACCCAUCAGCGGGAGAGCUGCCCCCCGUCCCUGGCGGGCCCUCGGUCAUCCACUCGCCGCCACCUCCACCGCCGCCGGCGGUGCUCACCAAGCCCAAACUGUGGUCUCUGGCAGAGAUCGCCACAUCCUCGGACAAGGUCAAGGACGGGGGCGGCGGGAGCGAGAGCUCUCCAUGCCCACCGUGCCAGGGGUCUGUAGCGGGGCAAGCCCUAGGAGGCAGCCGUGUGUCGCCGGCCCCUGCGCCGUCGCGCUCGCCCUCGGCGCAGUGUCCUUUCCCGGGCGGGACAGUGUUGUCCCGGCCUCUUUACUACACUGCGCCCUUCUAUCCUGGCUACACGAACUAUGGCUCCUUCGGACACCUUCAUGGCCACCCAGGGCCUGGGCCAGGCCCCACAACCGGUCCAGGCUCUCAUUUCAAUGGAUUAAACCAGACCAUGUUGAACCGAGCGGACACUUUGGCUAAAGAUCCGAAAAUGUUGAGGAGCCAGUCUCAGCUAGACCUGUGCAAAGACUCUCCCUAUGAACCGAAGAAAGGUAUGUCCGACAUUUAACGCGGGCCGCGUCGUCCCGGACUUUGCUAAUUUAUUAAAAACAUGGCCUUGGCAGUUAUUUUCCCAUCACCAAGAGAGUAAGUGAGAGAGAGAGAGAGAAACUACCCCUCCUAUUCAAAAGUUUAUAGUUUAUGGAGAUGGAUGACAUAAAAAUGUAAACAUCUCCACACACACA
Messenger RNA from Castor canadensis (American beaver), 1187 nucleotides. Lineage: Eukaryota; Metazoa; Chordata; Mammalia; Rodentia; Castoridae. The record is from RefSeq and is a predicted model, not a curated record.